UACAAUCUGGCACAUCUCCUCAUUGGAGGAGUCAGCCAUAAGGAAAGGAAAGGAAGGGAUCUCUGAUACAACCAUAAAGGGUGAAACGUUUUUCACUCUAUGGAUUUAGUGGCUCGUGGUGACUCGAAAUAACAUUUCUGUUUAGUGACCCUGACUUUGUGGCAAAAUCUUACAAUUUGAAUCAUGUAUUGAAUUAUGUAGGGUUUAUUAAAAGCUAUAAAUAAAAAACUACAAGAUUUUUAUUAAUCAAAUAUAUUUCACUUUUUACAAUAUAUGGUCCAAGGAUAACAAUUACGAAAAUGGAUCAAAAUGGAAUGAAAGUUGAUGAGACUCUUUUGGGACCACAGAAGCUCCCUAUUGAUGAUCAUAAUAAUAUUGUGAUUGGAACAGAUAACAUAGAUUUCACUGAAUCAAAAACAAGAGACACUCAAAAUGUUUGCCGUCUAUGUGCACAAAAAUGCAUAGAUUGUGUAUCUAUAUUUGAAGACAAUAAUAUGUUAAUUGCAGAAAAAAUUGCUAGAUGUCUACCAAUAAUUGUUUUAUCUACGGAUGAAUUGCCAUUAUAUAUUUGCAAACGAUGCUUAUACUGUUUAAAUCUCAGUUACAAACUGAUUGUUAAUUGUUUAAGAGUAGAUGCACAGUUGCGAGCUGAGUUUGCACAGUUGAAAAAAUCAGACAAUGCAUUAAAGGUAUUAGAAGGUUUAGAAAAAUCAGAAAUCAUCGCAUUAAAGGAAUUUGAAUCACCAGGAACAAUUACAGAAAAGAAGCAGUUGGAAGAAUUAGAAACGAAUUCAAAUAGCAAUGAAAGAUCUGUACAACAUAUUUCCAUAAAAACUGGUCAAGCCUCUAAGAUAGACAGUAAGUUAAAAGAGAUGGCUCUAAAGGGCCCUGUAGAAUGUGAAUUAUGUUUAACGCUGUUUCAAGAUAUGGACCAGUUUGAUAAUCAUAUAGAGAGUGUACAUUUAUUAAAUUGGCGAUGCAAUUUAUGUGACAAAAGUUUCAAGACUUCUACAAAAUUGAUAAUUCACAAACAAUCAAAGCAUGCUGGCAAUAUUAAUAUUUGCAAAAUUUGUGUCAAGUCAAAAAAAUCUAAAACAGAGUCAGACUCAGAUAUCUUUGACCUUCCACUGGUAAAUGAAAAACCUCCAUCGCCAGUACAGACUAUGAAUACUACAGAAAAUCAAAGUGAAAAAGUAAUUGCAGAAAAUUCAUUGGAUGUUAUUUGCGAAAUAUGCCAUGUCGCUGUGGACGAUGAUGAUCUUCUUGAGGGACAUAAAAAAGUUCAUCAACCUAAAAAAAUGACAUGCGUUAUAUGUCAAACGGAAUGCAAUUCUGUCUAUGAUAUGUUUCUCCACAAGAGAGAAUCCCACAAUAAAUACAGAAAAGUUCAGCUGAAAUUUGUUUGUGAUCUGUGUGGCAAGUUUUUCUCUAAUAGCUGGCAAUGGGAAAAUCAUGAGGAAAAUGUCUGUCGUCAAAAAUUCUCCGUGCACACGUGCAAAUACUGCAAAAACAAUUUUUCGACGAACCACAAGCUUACACGGCAUUUGAGAAAACAUAAAAAGGAAAUGAUGGAUGAUCCCACUGUGACAGUUUAUAAAUGUGUUGCUUGCCCCAAGGUUUUUGUUGAUAAAGAAUUCUAUCAAAAGCAUAGAAAUGUGCAUGAUCCAGAGUGUUGGGACACACACAAAUGUACUUUGUGUAAUCGUUCAUUCAGAGAUAAUGUAAGACUUAAAGAACACCAUCAAUCCAUACAUGAAGGUGUUAAGCCACAUCAGUGUGAUGUUUGUGGAAGAACAUUUCAUCGAUUAUCUAACAUGAGGGCACAUCGAAUCAAACAUUUUGGUCACAAGUGUCCCCACUGCGAAGAAGUAUUUGAACGAACUCGUCCUCUUGCAAGUCACAUUCAAAAUAUUCAUGGACUCGAACCUGAGAUCAGAGGACAGUCUAAAAGACAAUACACUAGUAGCUGUUAUGUAUGUCGAUUCUGUGGAAAAAAAUUAUCUACGUACCAAUCGGUAUUGGACCAUGAGCAUAUACAUACUGGCGAGAAACCAUAUGGCUGUAAUAUUUGUGACAAGAAAUUUAGGAGUUACACGUCAAAAUGGGCUCAUGUGCAAAGACAUGAAAAAGGCAAUUAUGUCUGCGAACACUGUGGAAAAUGUUUUAGUUACAAGCAAAAUCUCACCACACAUAUGCAAAUACACGCUCCUAUCGAGGAUCGUAAGCAUCGGUGCUCUAAAUGUGACAAACGUUUCCUUCGUAAAGCCCACCUCGACGUGCACAUGAGAAUUCAUAAUGGUAUAAGACCGUACACUUGUGAUAUAUGCUUGUUUAAUUUUACACAAUUAGGCGACAUGAAAAGACAUAGGGCGAGACACGCCAAUGGUGAAGUCCGUGUAAGGCAGCCGAGAACUAAAUCUAUGCCGACAACCAGUAACGAGGAUACCAAUUAACAAAAGAUUAUCUGAUAAUCGUCUGAUCUUCUAAGGAAGACUAUGCAGAUAAUUAAAUAUUUUGACGCUUUGCUUGCCAGAAUGUGUUUAUGAUACGUAGACAGUUUCAACAAAAAGAGAAGAAAGUGAAGAAGCUAAUAUUACUUGAGAAAGAUAAUUGUAUAUCAGUGUAAAUAGUUAUUUUGCUGUACAUAAAGUUAUAAUAUAGUGAAAAAAAACUUUAGGAAUGUCUUUGAGAUAGUUACAUCACACAUAAGAACACAGGGUGUAGUGACAUCAAAAGCGAGAGGAAUUUUUCUGUCAGUUUAUUAUUCAUUGGUCUUUUUCAUUUUGCAUUAUUUUGUCAAAACAUUACUAUUCCUGAAUUAUAAGGGUUAGAAUACAAAUCAAUUACAUAUGUAGCUGAUUCUCAUCCUUUAUCUAUAACAUCUUGAUAAUAAAUAAAAUAUUAUUCUUAUUAAUAAAUCUCAAUAAACAAGUUAAAUAGA
Cephus cinctus (wheat stem sawfly) is the source of this 2941-nucleotide messenger RNA. It is a transcript of the gene Kr-h1, whose product is annotated as zinc finger protein 2 homolog. Bases 300 to 2453 code for a protein of 717 amino acids. Gene Ontology annotation, molecular function: zinc ion binding. The transcript is spliced from 10 exons. Gene Ontology annotation, cellular component: nucleus. The record is from RefSeq and is a predicted model, not a curated record. NCBI's taxonomy places the organism in Eukaryota, Metazoa, Arthropoda, Insecta, Hymenoptera, Cephidae.